Molecule: messenger RNA, 1798 nt
Organism: Bactrocera oleae (olive fruit fly)
Lineage: Eukaryota; Metazoa; Arthropoda; Insecta; Diptera; Tephritidae
Source: RefSeq, a predicted model, not a curated record
UUAUCGCCUUCAAAAUAAUCUCUUCGACUAAUACAAGCAUGCCAACGCUUAGUCUAGGGAUCUAACUUGGCUUUACUUUCUUACUAUAACAAUUAUAAAACUAUAAGCAGCUGAAACUGGGCGAAAUUGGAAAAAUGCAAACAGGUUAUUGCUCUUUUCAAAGUUUAGAUUAAAUGUAAGACUAGGUGAGCAACAUAAGUAUACGGAAGAACAUAUAAUUAAUCUGAAUAAGUGAACCAACUUCGUGUAGGAGAUAGACAACUGGCGAGAUAACAUAAGAAGGAGAGGAAGAAUGUAAGAAAUCUCAGUCGCAUAUCGGAAUUAAACAUAUACACAAAUACAAAUGUGUAUUGAACGUUUGGAAUUAUCAGCGGCUUAUAAUGAUGAUUGGACAAUGAUUUGCGGCUUAUCAACAUAUUAUCUGCGCACACGAGAGUUGCACAUACAUAUGGAGAUGUAUGUCAUAUGUAUGUACAUAUGUACAUAUGUAUGUGAGUAUUUAUUUUUGAACAGCAAAAUGUUGUGAAGCCAAAGUCUAGUGUUUAGUCUCAGUUUACUAACGCAACGCAAAAGUCUAAAUUUUCAACUGCAAAAAAUGAUACAAAUUAAACACAGUCGCAGUGGCAAAACGCUGAAAAUCAAUACAUUUUGGCUACGUGAUCACUGUCGGUGCAGCGAUUGCUACAACACGGAGACAAAGCAACGCAAAUACAAUCUGCUGGACAUACCGAAUACCGUGAAACCGACUAAGGCUGAAUACAUCAAGGAUGGACUGCAAUAUAAAGUGCACUGGAGUGAUGGCCAUACAUCCGUUUAUGACAUCGAUUUCCUGCAUGACGCGCAAGUUGAACAUAUCGUGGCGCGUGGCGCUGACUCCACUGUACGCGUAGCCUGGAAUCAGCCGUUUAUUGUCGCGCACGAAGAGCACUUGCGCACCACACUCGCCGAACUGGUGAGCUCGGAAACGGCGGUGCGUAAAAUUGUGCAAAGUCUGAUACGUUACGGCAUCGCUUUCAUUGAUGGCGUACCGCCGAACACCACAAUGACCGAAAUGGCGGUGCGUCGCAUCUUUCCGCCGAUGAAAACAUUUUUCGGCGAAAUGUACACAUUCUCCGAUGCACAGGAUCACGCUGAUACCGCCUACACCAAACAAUAUCUCGGUCUACAUACGGACAACACGUAUUUCUGCGAUGCUGCGGGCCUGCAAUCGUUGCAUUGCAUACAACAUGCUAACGGUACAGGUGGUGAGAAUUUCUUCGCGGAUGGUUUGCAUGUAGCGCGCGAAUUGAAGCAUCGCAAUCCGCGCGCCUUUGAGAUACUCACGCGUGUAGCCGUGCCGGCGGAGUAUAUUGAGGAUGGACAAUAUCAUAAACAUUCCGCACCGAUUAUACGCGUGGAUCCGGUGAGUGGUGAAAUAGUGCAGCUACGUUUAAAUGUAUACGAUCGCGCACAAUUCGAUAGCAUACCACAAGAGCAAAUGCAAGAUUUCUACGAUAGUUUCCGCGAUUUUUUGGAAAUUGUGCAACGCAUCGAGAAUCAGUGGAGUUUCAAAUUACAUCCUGGUACUGUGUUGAUUUUCGAUAACUGGCGUGUGUUUCACGGUCGACACGCGUACACGGGUCAACGCACCAUGACCGGUUGUUAUGUACAGCGGACGGACUUUUUGAGCAAGGCGCGCGUACUGGGCAUCAUCGAUUGAGUGGUAAUAUUGAAAUAAUGCUAAAGAUAUUUACAUACAUAUGCAAUGUGAAAGUUUGUGUGGUGAAUAAUGAAAUGUAUUGAAAUUUUUUACUUGGAA